Letharia columbiana is the source of this 1926-nucleotide messenger RNA. RefSeq lists its product as uncharacterized. The transcript is spliced from 2 exons. NCBI's taxonomy places the organism in Eukaryota, Fungi, Ascomycota, Lecanoromycetes, Lecanorales, Parmeliaceae. The record is from RefSeq and is a predicted model, not a curated record. The coding region runs from base 1 to 1926 and encodes 641 amino acids.
AUGUCAUCUUCGCCGCCAUUGCCCGUGAGCACUGCUUCCGAUGAGCGGUCUAUAUGGAGAGACACCGAUCAGUAUAAAUUUCGCAAACAUAUUAUAGACCUCCAGCAAGCCUGCAAUAACAUCCCCGAGGAUCCAAAGCUGCAUGUGCCCGAAGAUUGGCAUGGCCGACGACCUUCAAGCAAUGACGAUGGCCGUGUUCUGCCGUUCGAAGUCGAGGAACGACUUAGUAAUGAUUUUGCUUUCCUGGUGGCUAAUCAGAAAGAUGCCGAGACAGUCUCUGCCGUUGCCUUAGAAGAAAUUGUCGAGCCUCCAGGCUUGAUUGCUUGGCUUGCCGCUAACGGAGGCGUACAAGAAGGCGUGGUUAAUGCAUUGCAGGCAAUAUUCAGUAUACUUGAGAAGUGUGGCAAAAGACAGCUGCAUCGCACAGUGUGCCGAGACUUGAUAUUCGAUGAAGUUGUCGCAUUGAAUCGGGAUCGUAUAAAUGGUCGGCUUCAGUCCAAAAAUUGGAUCAUGCCUGGAUACCUUGGAGCCGCUCGGCGCGAGCAGCUACAUCAAAGUCUUCAAGCAUUUGCGCAACGUGCAGUCCCAAUUGCUCGCGCUGUUGGCGCUGCAAGUUUGGAGCGCAAUAUUGACGAUCUGUGCUUGAAAUAUCAGAGUGUUGACAGCAGCAUCAAGGACACGGACGAGGAGCUCCAAUCGAUCAAAGCAGCGGUGAAGCAAAGUCACGGGUUCUGUAGCACUCCAGAUGGAAUGAGAAUUGAAGAAACGAUCGCCAGUUAUGGGCUCGACCCAGGGAUAGCUCUCCAAAACAAACACAUUCGCCAGGUUGAUAAGAUUGGGCGGUACUGGGGCCUAUGUGAAGACAUGGCUUCGACUUCAAGAAGGUAUUCAAAUUUGUUCAAAUCGAUUCGACUUGAGAUAGUUCCACGGUAUCGACCAUUCACGCCGUCAGUAGUGUUUCCGAACAAAGCUAUCCUGUGCCACGUCCAUGCCGAGAUUCAGCUUGUGACCUUUUAUGGUCUACACCCCGAAAUCGUUAAGAUAAAGCCUCGCGUCUUGGGUGUAAGCAAAGCCGCUUGCUACCUUUGUGACCUCUUCAUCUUCCAUCAGAAGCAUUUCUUCAUCAGCAAAACGCAUGGUAGGUUGUACCACCAGUGGAAUGUACCAGAUUUAAAAGAAUUCAGCCAAAGCCAGCUCCUGGAAUAUCGCCAUGCCCUGGCAAUGAUGAACGAUCAACUUCAAAACUCCCUCGCUACCAAGAGAAGGAAUCAAUGGAGACGGGCCUAUCCGCUGGAAAGUUGGCAAGUCUUGCGAAGCGGGUUUCCGACCUCUCCUCUGCCCUCAAGUGUAGGGACCCUGAUAUCUAGACUAAGCUCCCCCAUUGCUAGCGCCGUCACCUCAAGCACUAUGACGCCUCGAGCCAGACCUAUUGAUCCAUCUCCGUGUCCAGGAUAUGAAGCGAACAAUUCCAGUACUCACAACGCUCUCGGUUCGCUUUACUCAAAUGCUCCGUCUCCAAGGCUACCGGCCUCUAGUCAUUUGUCGUCGGUCCGGAAGCCCCACCUAGUGAGUAGUUGCCACGCUGCCAUGCCUACUCAACAAAGAGAGAACCUGUCCCUCUCCGCGAGCAGCAUCGCGUCUUCGGAGCUCCCAGUUCAAAGGAACUUCACCGCGGUAUCCCCGAUUCGGUCGAGAAUUGGUAAUAUGUCCUUGACCUUCGAGACUGAAGGUGCUGUUCAGGGAAGUGUAGCCAUUGCGCGAAUCUUAGACCGCCAAUCUCCGACGCCUGCGAAUUCUAUCGACGUAGAUGCACUCAAACCCGGUGAAGUUAAGGAGUUCGCCAGAGAGGCCGAUGGCGAAAACGUGGUGUUGAACCUGAACCACAGUCAAGAUCAGUCAACUCAAAUUACCUUGCGGUGGCUGUAA